ACACCUCCUCCACCUUUAUCCUUACGAUGCCUCCCUAAGCUUCAACAGCCUACAAAUUUUUGUAGGGGAGACGAGCAGAGCAAAGAAAGGGGAGAUGGCCAGCUGCACAAUCCACACCGCUCCUUAUUCCUGCUCUAUAUCAAGGCCAGCUGCUAAGGCCUUCAGCUUGGGCUUCCACCAGAGGCAUCAGCAGCUCAUCUUCUUCGGCAGCGGAAGGAGGAGUGCAGUGGUGUGCUCUGCUGAGAAGACAGUGGUGAUAGGGCUGGCAGCCGACUCAGGGUGUGGUAAGAGCACCUUUAUGAGGAGGCUGACAAGUGUGUUUGGGGGAGCAGCAGAGCCACCCAGGGGAGGGAAUCCAGACUCCAAUACCUUGAUCAGCGACACCACCACUGUGAUAUGCCUUGACGACUACCACUCCCUGGACAGGACAGGAAGGAAGGAGAAGGGGGUGACUGCACUGGACCCGAGGGCCAACGACUUCGACCUCAUGUAUGAGCAGGUGAAGGCGAUCAAGGAUGGAGUGGCCGUGGAGAAGCCCAUCUACAACCAUGUCACUGGUCUGCUCGACCCCCCUGAGCUCAUCAAGCCACCCAAGAUCCUGGUCAUUGAAGGAUUGCACCCUAUGUACGACUCUCGUGUGAGAGAUCUCUUGGACUUCAGCAUCUACUUGGAUAUCAGUAACGAGGUCAAGUUUGCCUGGAAAAUUCAGAGAGAUAUGGCGGAACGGGGGCACAGUCUUGAAAGCAUCAAAGCUAGCAUUGAAGCUCGAAAACCCGAUUUUGAUGCUUACAUUGAUCCACAGAAGCAAUAUGCUGAUGCUGUGAUUGAAGUCCUACCGACACAGCUAAUCCCUGAUGACGACGAGGGGAAGGUGCUGCGUGUGAGGUUGAUCAUGAAGGAAGGGGUGAAGCGAUUCGCUCCCAUCUACCUCUUCGAUGAAGGCUCCACUAUCUCAUGGAUUCCUUGCGGCAGGAAACUGACUUGCUCAUACCCUGGCAUCAAGUUCUUCUAUGGCCCUGAGACUUACUUCUCCAACGAGGUUUCUGUUGUGGAGAUGGAUGGGAAGUUUGACAGGUUGGACGAGCUGAUCUAUGUGGAGAGCCAUCUCAGCAACUUAUCGACCAAGUUUUAUGGCGAGGUGACGCAGCAGAUGUUGAAGCACUCAGACUUCCCGGGCAGCAACAAUGGCACUGGACUCUUCCAAACCAUUGUUGGAUUGAAGAUUAGAGAUUUGUAUGAGCAAAUUGUUGCUGAGAGGGCAGCAGCUUCUGCUGCAGCAGCUAAAGUUUGAGUGGGUAAUCUUGGAUCAGUGUUGGAGAGGAUCAUUUCCUGCAUGGCUACUUCUCUUUGGUUUUUGUUUUCUGUAUACAUAUAAAGAAAUUAAAUGUUGCGGUUGUUCUAAACUUAAUCCGUUUAUCAGAUACUUGUAAAACAAUUUGGGAGAUUAAAGCACAAUCAACUUAUAGAACUA
Molecule: messenger RNA, 1471 nt
Organism: Zingiber officinale
Lineage: Eukaryota; Viridiplantae; Streptophyta; Magnoliopsida; Zingiberales; Zingiberaceae
Product: phosphoribulokinase, chloroplastic-like
Exons: 5
Coding region: 95-1291 (398 amino acids)
Biological process (GO): carbohydrate metabolic process
Cellular component (GO): chloroplast; cytoplasm
Molecular function (GO): ATP binding; phosphoribulokinase activity
Source: RefSeq, a predicted model, not a curated record